Messenger RNA from Saccostrea echinata, 1784 nucleotides. Its product is annotated as sclerostin domain-containing protein 1-like. Gene Ontology annotation, molecular function: BMP binding. Gene Ontology annotation, biological process: negative regulation of BMP signaling pathway; negative regulation of Wnt signaling pathway. Bases 207 to 821 code for a protein of 204 amino acids. The transcript is spliced from 2 exons. The record is from RefSeq and is a predicted model, not a curated record. NCBI's taxonomy places the organism in Eukaryota, Metazoa, Mollusca, Bivalvia, Ostreida, Ostreidae.
AUAAAGUAUAAGCAUACGAUAAAAAAGCGGUGUGCGAAAUACAAGCAUGAUACUAAAGAAGGGAAAUGAAUUUUAUUGGGAUAAUCGAAGUGGAGAAAAUGUAUGAAAAAAUUCUGCUCGGUUCAUUUAAAAGAUCUUUUGGAUAUAUAAUGUGAAAUAAUACCAAUGUGAGGUUAAAUGCAGGUAACUCUUUUAUCCCAUGCACCAUGCGCAUACUGCGAUCUGACACUUUAGUAUUUGUGAUUUGUGCAUUUGUAAGUGUUUUUAAAUGCAUACUUAGUUUUUCUGAUUUAUCAAACAAGGAAAAUAAUAUGGAUCAUAAAUCAAUGAACUCUUCGGACAGUCACAAAAUGGAGACUUACUUCAAACAAAUUUACCCAAAUGCAGACGAUGUCCUAGUGCAGUGCAAGGCGUUAAGGUCCCAGAGAUACUUUUCCGAUGGAAACUGUUACUCCACUAAACCUAUUAUUGAAGACGUUUGUGUGGGUUCAUGUGUACCUAUGAAAGAACUCCAAGUCCAAUGGUGGUCAGAAUUUGUCAAGUACUGGUCAAAUAACAAACAAAAAGAAUACCGAUGUGUUAAUGACAAAGUGAAAAGGAAGAAAAUUCAGUUAAUCUGCAAGGACGGCACGAUCAGGACGAGAACUGUGAAAGUUGUCAAGUCGUGCAAGUGUAAAAUUGUGAAUAAAAAACGAAAAAAUCGCAGAGGACGACGACGAAACAGGAAAAACAGAAGCAAAAGCAAGAGGCACUUAAGAAAUAGAAAUAAAAUUAGACGCAAUAGAAGACGUUUGUUUCAAUAUAACAACAUGAAAACGUGAAGCAAACCAGUGAUUAUUAGGAAAAACUCCUUUAUAAUGCCAAAGUGUUAGUGUGAUAGCGCAUUCAUAAAAUCGAACACACCAAUACUUGUAUGCGUGCGCACACUGUGAUGGAGUAACGAUUUAACAAAGAUCGUCUCAACCUAGUCCAAAAUAAUUCGAAAGAGGGCUUGUGCUACGCAUGCGCGAUAGAUUUCAAGUAACACUUGCUUCGUCUGUGAUCUAAGUUACAAUGUGCGGUAUUUGUUAACAGAUGACAAUAUAUUACACUUGGCAAUUGUAUUACAGUUUUAAUGUAGACAAGGACACCCCAAAACUGUUCAUCUGUUUCAGUUAUAUCAAUGUAAACCUCGUGCAAGCAACUGUCAUUAUUUAUUUUUUUAUCUAUACUAUCUUGCCCCAUCCAGCAUUUAAUAUGAACUAAAAAUGUUUUACAGGUCAUCCAAGACGUGUCUAAAAUCAAAUUAUUCCUUCAUAAUUUGUAUAUACGGCAUGAUAAUCAUCAAACAUAUUGUCAUGAAUCAUUGACCAGUUUAUUUAUUGUAGUUAUUGAACAAGAAACCUCUUUAUCUCUUCUCUCUCAGUGAAAUCCGUUUAUGUACAUCUGUGAACGCUUGCUAAGUGAGCAAUAUUUUCUUAUUUAUAUAUAUAUAUACAGGAAAAGAUUUUUUGUGAUUUUCAACAUGAAUGAAAAAACACUAAAAUUGAAUGUUGAAGCAGUUUUUCCUUUAACUAAGCAAAAGUAAACAUAUAUUGAAACAUAUUCGUUUUUGAAUAACUGGAUAUAUCAUUCUGUUCACAGAUUUGAUUGAGGCUCUUGAACUAGCUAUGUAAAAUGGCAUUCUGAGAGAAAUCUAUGUUCGUAAUAGCAUUAUUUGUUAAAAUUUUGUUUUGAAAUGUUGUAAUUUUUUUGAUGUUAUUAUGGUAAAUUAAACACAGAAGAACAAUAUAAAUUUUAAAAAA